Molecule: messenger RNA, 474 nt
Organism: Brenthis ino (lesser marbled fritillary)
Lineage: Eukaryota; Metazoa; Arthropoda; Insecta; Lepidoptera; Nymphalidae
Source: the annotation of a GenBank genome assembly
AUGGAAGAUGUUUUAGAUGAAGUAGUGUCCUCAGAGGAUUUGCAAAAAUUCGAGAAGAUUUUUCACGAACAACUUCAGCAGGGAAAUGUAACACCUAAGGCGCAGUUUGAAUACGCAUGGUGUCUGGUGAGAAGCAAAUAUGCGACGGAUAUUAGAAAAGGUAUUCUACUAUUAAAGGAACUGUUUAACUCCCAUGCAGAUGGUAAACGAGACUACUUGUUCUACCUUGCCAUCGGCAAUGCCAGAAUUAAGGAGUACAAUAAGGCUCUGCAUUACGUUAAAGCAUUCCUUGAGAUUGAACCCGCUAACCAACAAGUGCUCGCUUUAGAGCGUCAAGUUAACAAGCGUAUGGAGAAGGAAGGUCUGAUGGGCAUGGCGGUGGCCGGCGGCGCUCAUUUGGCUUUAUUAAUGAAUGCCGCAGUAGGUGUUCAUUAUCUUCUUACUAGAAAUAGAAAGAAGAAUGAGAAAGAAGAG